GUUUUCAUGCGCUUGGAAAUUAAUAAACAUCAAAGACCCCAAGUUUAAAUAAUAGCACUGAUUAACAGAUUUAAGGCAUUCUGCUACUAAAAAAUAUUGCAGACGAGUGAGAAAUAAUAUUAUAUCUUUACCUGAUCGCAAAAACAUGGAAGAGUACAAAGAUUUGACCGUUGAGGGAUUGAUUAAUAAACUAAAAGGUACCAUACAUGAUGAUGAAACUCUUGAGAAAUUAAGACAUUGAACGCGAUUUCGACAAUAAAUAUCCAAAUGUAGCAGAUAACUUUUUGGAAAAGUUUGCCACAUAUUACGUUCCACGCAUUAACUUCUUUGUUAAAAAUUGUAAGCCAGUCUUAUACACAGAAGCAGCGGAUAUUACUGAUGAAAAUUUGAGAGCCUUACUCAUGUUGAGUGCAUUACUACCGGUAUCAAACUCUGUGAUCACAAAAAGAGGUAAAGGCGUAGGUAAAGGAAAGAAAAGAAAACUCAAUGAAAGCGAUGAUAGCCCUUUACCCGUCAAAACUGCAUUUCUCAAUAAAGAUCUCAUAAAAACUCUUCCGGACGGAACUAAUAUAAGUAACUACAUCAAAGAGAUUAAGGAACGUGAAGCUACUAAUGUCCAACCAUGUCUCAUUCUUAUGAAAGGUCAAGGUUAUGAAAAAUUUUUCAUUGAAGGGGAUAAUUGGCUUAUAAGUGUAGGCGACAAAAGUGGACCGAUUGCAGCUUUUAAUUUACUUUAUAAGCUAUUUUACGUGCUGAAUUUACAGUACCCGAACAGUUUGCAAAAUUUUUUCAAUUUUGUAGAUUGUUACGUUUUUGGAAUGCAAGGUGUAACAUCACGAUCAGUGGUCUCGGCCCUACAUAUUACAUUAAGUAAUAUUACAAUCAAGGAUUCAAAAGUUCUUAAUGAUAACGAUAAUGAUUCAUUAUCUGAUUAAAAAAUAUGAUUGAUAUUUUGUACUGAUAUUUUGUACUGAGCAUAUCAAAACUUUUUUAUUUAUUAUUUUAACUGUACUUGUGUUGUGUAUCAAA
Molecule: messenger RNA, 1029 nt
Organism: Microplitis mediator
Lineage: Eukaryota; Metazoa; Arthropoda; Insecta; Hymenoptera; Braconidae
Exons: 6
Coding region: 402-935 (177 amino acids)
Source: RefSeq, a predicted model, not a curated record